AUGAAGAGCUAUAUCCCCCUUAUCGCCCUCGCGGCCGGCGUAGAGGCCACUUUCAAGAAGGCUCCUGCUUUCACCUGCCCCGAGAACAUCGACAACAAGUGUACCCCCAAGCAGCAAUCCGGCUUCGACUGGGCUGAUCUCAUUCCUGGUCCGUUCGCCAACUACGGAGACUUCACCUUCAAGGGCUUCGAGUGCGGCAGUGACGGAAAUAAGGGUCGUUUCGACUCUCGCCCCGGCAGCGGCAAGUUCAUUGGUGGUACUUGCCACCCUGAGAAGAACAAGUCUCCAUCUUUCGGCUGCGGUCCCGUUGUCGACAAGUUCUCCCUCGGCACCAUUGUUGUCCAGCCCGAGUUCGACUGCGAUCUCGAGUUCCACUAUGACAUGCCCAACGGCUCUGUCUGCAAGACUCGCCACGCUUGCAAGAAGUCCGGUACCACCAUCAAGAACAAGCAGUGCGGUGGUGCCAAGAAUGUCACCAUCAUCUUCCCUCCUCAGAACAAGCCCAAGAAGAGCUGCGCCAUCAAGGUCCCCACUGUCUCUUUCGACUGCAACACUGCCUCCAGCACCAAGCCUGUGACCACCAAGCCCGCGACUACCAAGCCUGCCACCACCACUGCCGUUGUCACCACUCCUGCCGAUGUGACCAGCACCGCCCCUGUUGAGACCUCGCCCGCUGAGACCGAGACUUCUACUGCUAUUGUUCCCGGCGAGACUUCCACUGCUGUCCUUCCCGAGACCACUGCCCCUGCUGAGGAGACUUCCACUGUCCCUGCCGAGGAGUCUACGGCUACCGUCCCCGCCGAGGAGACCUCCACUGUCCCUGCUGAGGAGUCCACCGUCACCGUUCCCGCUGAGGAGACUGCUACGGUCCCUGCUGAGGAGACCACCACUGCUCCUGCUGAGGAGACCGCUACUGUUCCCGCUGAGGAGACCACCACUGCCCCCGCCGAGGAGACGGCCACCGAGCCUGCUGGUGAGACUACUACUGAGGUUGCCGGCGAGACCACCAGCACUGAGCCUGCCGCCAUCACCACUCCCAUCACGACCGUGAUCACCACCGAGUUCGAGACCAUCUCCACCAUCUUCACCACUCAGACCGAGACCAUCACCCAGUGCGAGCCUACCGUCCCUGACUGCCCGGCCAACUCCAUCAAGACCACAAUCGUGACUGUUCCCGUCUCCACCACCAUCUGCCCCGUCACCGAGACUCUCACCACUGUCAUCGAGACCCCUAUUGUUGAGGAGACCUCUGCCCCCGCCCCUGUCGAGACUUCUCCUGCCGCUGGCGAGACUUCUCCUGCCGCUGGCGAGACCACUGUCCCUGCUCCUGGUGUUACCGAGACCCCCGCCACCACCGUCAUUGACAUCCCCACCACUGGCAUUGUCACCUCUGUCAAGCCCGUCGAGACUCUCCCUUGCCCUGAGGUUGUCCCCUCGUGCUUGAACACCUUCCUCUUCCUGGUCGGCUGCUCUGACAACACUGAUGCGGGGUGCUACUGCCCCGAUGCUCUCUUCGUCAAGAACGUCUACGACUGCUUGUACGCCCACGGUGGUUCCGAUCAGAUCAUCUCCGAGGCCGUCAUCUUCUUCCAGGGUCUCUGCGCUCCUUGGGCUGGUGGUAACCCCGCCGUAGUCACGGCUCCUACUGUCACCACCUACCUCACCAUCACCGCCACUCCCACUGUUGCUCCCAUCUACACCACCAUCACCAUCGACACCACCACUGUUGUUCCCUGCACUGAUGAUGCCGGUGUUGAGAUCCCCGGUAGCAGCACCACCGUUGUCAUUGCCACCACCGUCCCCGUUCCCGAGAUCGGCUUCACCACUGGCACUGCCGGCGUUGUUGAUGUUGUUCCCAUCACCGCUGCCCCCAUCGUCGACGGCGGUCUCCCCGGUGUUCCUGGCAACAACGGUGGCGGUGCCAUCAUCACUGCCAACGGCACCACCAUCUCGGUCCCCACCGGCACUGAAGGCCUCGUCCGCCCCACCCAGAGCGUCGUCCUCGCCGGUGGUGAGCGUGUUGCCGCCAGCUUCGGCCUUGCUGCCGUCGUCGCGGCCUUCGCUGCCUUUGCCCUCUAA
Messenger RNA from Podospora anserina S mat+, 2079 nucleotides. RefSeq lists its product as uncharacterized. The record is from RefSeq and is a predicted model, not a curated record. Bases 1 to 2079 code for a protein of 692 amino acids. Lineage: Eukaryota; Fungi; Ascomycota; Sordariomycetes; Sordariales; Podosporaceae. The transcript is spliced from 2 exons.